Messenger RNA from Periophthalmus magnuspinnatus, 1745 nucleotides. RefSeq names its product LSM11, U7 small nuclear RNA associated (gene lsm11). Gene Ontology annotation, molecular function: U7 snRNA binding. Gene Ontology annotation, cellular component: U7 snRNP. The record is from RefSeq and is a predicted model, not a curated record. Bases 22 to 957 code for a protein of 311 amino acids. NCBI's taxonomy places the organism in Eukaryota, Metazoa, Chordata, Actinopteri, Gobiiformes, Gobiidae. Gene Ontology annotation, biological process: mRNA 3'-end processing by stem-loop binding and cleavage. The transcript is spliced from 4 exons.
CUUUCGCGGGUCGAAUCACACAUGGAGGAAAGUGAAAGAAAGGAAAGAAAACCUGAUGAUAAAGAGGCUAAAUCAACACAUGGAUCAAACCCAGAGAGCGCUCAGGAGCAGGCCCAAGCCGCAGACAGUGGAAGUCAUGACGGGGACGAAACUGACGUGUGCUCGGAGAAGUUUAACCCGCUUUUAGCCUUGUAUUCUCCCACAGUGAAGCUGCCAUUCCCAAAUGCAAGAUGUCUGAACAAUCUAGCCGCGUACGAGAGCGCUUUAAAAGGCAGCAGAGCCAGAGGAGCCAAGCCUGAAAAUGUGGAGAAACGGAGGAGAAAAGCCAUGAAAGGAGUGGUGGAUCAGGAGAGGAUAGAGAGGCUGAAGAAGCUGAUGGUAAACAACCCAACGUCUGAGUCUGAGGAGGGUGGAAACAGCGGCCCCCAGCGGCGAAGGAAGGUCAAAGCAGUGAAGAAUGUGCUCACGAGGAUGUCACUGUGCCAGGGCAGUCCUUUAGGUGAACUCAACAGAUUUGUUCAAGACCGAAUAAGAGUCCGAGUCCACAUCAGGACUUUCAAGGGGCUCAGAGGCGUCUGCUCCGGGUUCAUCGUGGCUUUUGACCGGUUUUGGAACAUGGCGAUGGUGGACGUGGAUGAGACUUACAGAGAGCCUCUUCUUGGACAAGCGCUCUACCACGAGAAAGCACUCACUGUUACAAGGUUGUUUGAAAAGCUGAAGCUGCAGGAAAACUCCGCCGAAGAAGAAACAACGAGAACAAGACAAAUGAAAUCAAAAGACGCUGAAACGUCGUCUACAACCAGCAAAGGAGACGCCCCGACCGACGCCUCGCCUGACGCCAGAGGUGCGGCGCUAAAUACGGUCCCCCCAAAAUACGGCAGAGUCCACGCGCGACACAUAAACCAGCUCUUCAUCCGCGGCGAGAACGUGGUGCUCGUCAGUCCACAGACGCUUUGAAACCAGACCAAAGACGCACCGUUUGGUAACUAUAGCAACGUAAUUGGUGAGAAGCUAAUUUAUUUUUGUAUUCUAAGAUGGAGUCACCUGACGAUCUUUAAGUUGAGAACGUGUGGGCCGUGUGAGCGAGGACGGGACAGAGGUUGUUGUUUUUUGUUUGUAUUCAUAUUUUUUUAUUGCAUUUUACCAUAUAUGUAUAUACACCCACACAUAAUGGAGAGAAAAUAAAUAAACAAAUAAGUAAAUAUGGUCAAAAUAAUAAGUGAUAAUAAUAAAAAGACUAAUACGGUUACAGGUUGAUUAGAAAAACAAAAUACAAACCACACAGAGCGGAUAAUAUGAGAAAUUGUAAAAUAUAAAAUAAAUAAAACGUAUCUACAUCUUUUUAGUGUCUCUUUCUCUUUACAGCCCAGUCGUCUCUGACAGGACGUUUUGAGCUCACGUUCACAUUUUCACCUCUCAGUUCCUGUCCCUUGAUUCCCGUGAUCUGUCCUUGUUCAUAUCGUCUCAACUUAAAGACGGUGAUGCCAUUUUUAUAGUUUGAUAAUGCAAAAAAUCUACUGCUUUGAACUGAAAAUAAUAGCACUAUUUCUUUAGGCUGAUGAGGCUCAGAGUAUUUUUGUUUUUCUAUCAAUGAAAUGUGUAAAAACCUGGCAGAAUCUCAGUCUAAUUUCUCACUUCUUGAGAAUCAAAUGACAACAAAUGUAUCAUAUUGAUAUAUUUUUAUUUCUGUCACUUAAAAAUGAUUUGAUUUCAUGAAAUAAAAGCCGCCUCGCUGCAACAACUUG